This is a messenger RNA of Saprolegnia parasitica CBS 223.65, 1480 nucleotides long. Its product is annotated as tubulin alpha chain. Gene Ontology annotation, cellular component: cytoplasm; microtubule. Bases 70 to 1431 code for a protein of 453 amino acids. Lineage: Eukaryota; Oomycota; Saprolegniomycetes; Saprolegniales; Saprolegniaceae. The transcript is spliced from 2 exons. Gene Ontology annotation, molecular function: structural constituent of cytoskeleton; GTP binding. Gene Ontology annotation, biological process: microtubule cytoskeleton organization; mitotic cell cycle. The record is from RefSeq and is a predicted model, not a curated record.
UUCGCUUUUCGGUGCAAGCGUCCAUCACAACCGCUUUCGCAGCCGCAGCUUCUUCCCCCAACGACCAACAUGCGCGAGAUCCUCUCCAUUCACCUCGGCCAGGGCGGUAUCCAGGUCGGUAACUCCUGCUGGGAGCUCUACUGCCUCGAGCAUGGCAUCCAGCCCGAUGGCCAGAUGCCCUCGGACAAGACGAUCGGCGGCGGCGACGACGCCUUCAACACCUUCUUCAGCGAGACCGGCGCCGGCAAGCAUGUCCCUCGUGCUGUCUUUGUGGAUCUUGAACCCUCGGUCUGCGACGAAGUCCGCACGGGCACGUACCGCCAGCUCUACCACCCCGAGCAGAUCAUCUCGGGCAAGGAAGACGCCGCCAACAACUACGCUCGUGGUCACUACACGAUUGGCAAGGAGAUUGUCGACCAGGUCCUCGAUCGCGUGCGCAAGCUUGCGGACAACUGCACGGGCCUCCAGGGCUUCAUGGUCUUCAACGCCGUCGGCGGUGGUACCGGUUCGGGUCUCGGCUCGCUCCUCCUCGAGCGUCUCUCGGUUGACUAUGGCCGCAAGUCGAAGCUCGGCUUCACGAUCUACCCGUCGCCGCAGGUCUCGACGGCCGUCGUUGAACCGUACAACUCGGUCCUUUCGACCCACUCGCUCCUCGAGCACACCGAUGUCGCCAUCAUGCUUGACAACGAAGCCAUCUACGACAUCUGCAAGCGCUCGCUCGACAUUGAACGCCCGUCGUACACCAACUUGAACCGUCUCGUUGCCCAGGUCAUCUCGUCGCUCACGACGUCGCUCCGCUUCGACGGCUCGCUCAACGUCGAUAUCACCGAGUUCCAGACGAACCUCGUCCCGUACCCGCGCAUCCACUUCAUGCUCUCGUCGUAUGCGCCCGUGAUCUCGGCCGAGAAGGCUUACCACGAACAGCUCUCGGUCGCCGAGAUCACCAACUCGUGCUUCGAACCUUCGUCCAUGAUGGCCAAGUGCGACCCGCGCCACGGCAAGUACAUGGCGGCCUGCCUCAUGUACCGCGGUGAUGUUGUCCCGAAGGACGUCAACGCUGCCGUCGCGACCAUCAAGAACAAGCGUACGGUCCAGUUCGUUGACUGGUGCCCCACGGGCUUCAAGUGCGGUAUCAACUACCAGCCGCCGACGGUUGUCCCGGGCGGUGACUUGGCGCGUGUCCAGCGUGCUGUUGCCAUGAUCUCCAACACGUCGGCCAUCGCCGAAGUCUUCUCGCGCAUUGACCACAAGUUCGACUUGAUGUACGCCAAGCGCGCGUUCGUCCACUGGUAUGUCGGCGAAGGCAUGGAAGAAGGCGAGUUCUCGGAGGCCCGUGAGGAUCUUGCUGCCCUCGAGAAGGACUACGAAGAGGUGUCGGCCGAAACGCAAGAAGGCGACGGCGAAGACAUGGACUACGGCGAGGAGUACUAAGCGUUCUGGCAUGCAGUUUUGCCCUAUAUAACAUGCGUUGACAUUGAUG